CCUUGUCGUCUGCUACGCAUAUCAUAACCCUAUCCAAAAAUGACACAAGCGUUGAACAAAUUACUGCUCAAUAGACUUAUUUAUAUUUUGCCUAAAAACAGUAAAAGAUUUGCCGGUCAUAGCAAAUGGCAGAAUAUAAAGCAUACAAAGGAAGAAAAUGAUAACAGACGGAUGGUACUGUUCCAUCAUCUGAAGGCACGAAUGAUGGUUGCAAUACAAGAGGGUGGCACUGCAAACCCAAGUAAUAAUUUAAAAUUAUCACAAGUCAUUGAACGAGCUAAAAAAGCAAACAUGCCUGUGGCAUCAAUAAAGUCUUUGCUCGAAAAAAUGGAGGCACGGAAAAACAAGACUCAAACAGGUGUAACAGAAGUUCGUGGACCAAAUGGCUACGUCAUGCUUGUAUGUUAUAUAACGGAUAAACCCAAGGCAUUCCUAAUUGAGCUUAAUUCAAAACUUAAAAAAACCAAAGGAAAAGCUACGAAUACUUCUGUCAAAAACAUGUUUAUUCAUACAGGCAGUAUCAUAGUUGAAAAGAAAGAUAAUUUGGAACAAGCUAUGGAGGAUGCUAUUAACAUUGGUGCGGAAGAUGUAGAGAAAUUCAUGGAAAAUGAUAUGGAAUAUUUCCAGUUUAAAUGCGAUCCGAAACUUUUAAACAAAAUAAAAUGUCUUUUAGAAGAUCGUAAAUACUGUGUACUUUCAGCAGAAGAAGAUUAUAUACCACGAAUUAUAAUAAAAUUAAAUGAAUCAGAUUUAGAAGCUGUUUCUUAUAUCCACGAGAAAGUUUUGAGCUUAGAAGAUGUCAGUAAGAUACAUGAUAAUUUAGCUUAAUUUAUAU
Mycetomoellerius zeteki is the source of this 835-nucleotide messenger RNA. Its product is annotated as translational activator of cytochrome c oxidase 1. The transcript is spliced from 4 exons. Lineage: Eukaryota; Metazoa; Arthropoda; Insecta; Hymenoptera; Formicidae. Gene Ontology annotation, cellular component: mitochondrion. The coding region runs from base 40 to 828 and encodes 262 amino acids. The record is from RefSeq and is a predicted model, not a curated record.